Messenger RNA from Egretta garzetta (little egret), 1600 nucleotides. Its product is annotated as acyl-CoA-binding domain-containing protein 4-like. The coding region runs from base 92 to 769 and encodes 225 amino acids. NCBI's taxonomy places the organism in Eukaryota, Metazoa, Chordata, Aves, Pelecaniformes, Ardeidae. The record is from RefSeq and is a predicted model, not a curated record. Gene Ontology annotation, molecular function: protein binding. The transcript has 5 exons.
GCGAAAAUUGAGACUUGUUGAACUCACUGCAUGACAUGGGCCCCUUUCCUAUGGGUCAGGCAGCAAAUAAUGCACUUCUCAUAACAAAUGUAUGUUGAACUUUUUCCAGGCUAAAGGGAGGAUGCCAGUGCUCACCUAUCACAGUGCAACUAUUUACCGUAAGGAGCUCUUUGUUUUCGGAGGGACUUUCCACAAAAAGGCAUCACUGGAAGUUCAACCCUGCAGCAAUGCACUCUAUGUCUUCAAUCCAGAGCAUGAAAUUUGGUAUCAGCCCAUCUCAGAAGGGGAGAAGCCUCUGCCUAGGCUUGGGCAUUCAGCUACUCUACUGAAGAACAAGCUGCUGAUUUUUGGGGGUCGGAGGACUUCUCUCUAUCUCAGUGACAUGCAUAUCCUGGAUCUGGGUUUCAUGGAGUACACCCCAGCCCCCCUCCUCGCUGGACAGCCUUCUGCACGUUGCUUUCAUGCAGCUCUGGCUGUGUCAGACCAGAAGGUUCUGAUCAGUGGAGGCUGCAAUGCCAAGGGAGCCCUGCAGGAUGCCUUUGUCUUCCGCCUAGAUACUCUUUCAUGGAGCACGGUGAUCGACCACAACCUCUGCUCUGUGCCCCGAGCUGGCCACACAUUGCUUGACCUGACUCCUGCCCACCUGAUGGAUGUGGACAAGGAGAACAGAGAGGCGCAUAACCUGCAUACGGUGUUGGUCUUUGGGGGCUCCAACUGUGCCGGGACCCUUUACAACAGCACAGUCAAGAUCCAGCUGGACCUAGGGUAAUGCAAAAUACUCAGAAUGAGCCUGGAACAGCAAGGGCUCUUCACCAGCCUGAAUAUAGACAUGGAUGGUAAUAAAUGAGUCCAAGCAAUGUGGCAGUCCAAGUAUCUAUGUGUAGAUGAAUGCUACCUUGGCACAAGAGAUCAUGGGUUUGUGAAGUCUUUCUGAAGGCUGUGGGCAUUGCCCUCUUAGAGUAGCUGAUGUACAGCAUCAGACUGGCAAAAAUUCCCUCCCAUAUCCCUGUCUUGAUACCCGGGCUUGGGUGCCAAAACAUUCAGUGGGAUCUGAGCUGAGCCUGCACAGGAACACAGUCCCAGGCUUCGGAGUUUCCCUUCUUGCCCUACAGGUUUCUGGGUUGGAAUUCCCAGGGUGCUUUCAGUUCUGAAGGUGACUCAGGUCUUGGGUUUUAUUUGGGAUAAGUGGAAUGGGAUUUACUCCUGCUGCUUGGAAGGCCCUCACAGUGAAAAAAGUGCAGGCAUGAUUCUGGUUUGGAGGGAAUCUGGGGUGGGAUUCUCUUGGGUAAUAGUCUGCAGCUGAGGAUUACAAAAACACUUAAAGCAGUGUCCGAGGAUGGGAGAAGGAAGAGAAUGCUUCAUUUUCAGCGUAUGGGAGCGAGCUGGUUAUGUCUUGCUGACUAUGGCACAACCACCUAGCUUUGCUCUACACAGAUCUUUAUUAUAAAUUCUGCAAGACUGCUGCUAGACAUAAGGAAGGGGUACAAAUUGGCUGUCCCAGGUAGUAAUCCUCUUGUCAUUGCAAAGGGUGGCAGAGUUGCUGACUGUUGGCUCUUGCAAGACCUGCAGGACCCAACAAAGGUAGGGAUUAACCUGUCUU